Molecule: messenger RNA, 1866 nt
Organism: Lycium ferocissimum
Lineage: Eukaryota; Viridiplantae; Streptophyta; Magnoliopsida; Solanales; Solanaceae
Product: flavin-containing monooxygenase FMO GS-OX-like 4
Exons: 7
Coding region: 75-1649 (524 amino acids)
Molecular function (GO): flavin adenine dinucleotide binding; N,N-dimethylaniline monooxygenase activity; NADP binding
Source: RefSeq, a predicted model, not a curated record
UAUGAAACGAAAAAUACUGAAUGUGGUGAAGAAUCAACCAAAGAUUCACGGGUCCACUUAUACCACAAAUCCACAUGCAACAAGCCAACAACCAACUAAUCAAACACAAAAAACAACAUAUACAAACUCAGCAAACAACAAAACAUAGAAUAUUGCCCAAAGUCAUGAUUCUUCGAAGUGUCAUCUCUUCAAACCAACCUCAUUAUUAUCUCAAAACAAUGACACAUAUGACACUUGUAUCCCCAACCCCAACUCCAUCCCAUUUCCCCAAAAUCCUUUCAAUGCCUCAAAACACCUCCAAAAACGUCGCCGUUAUCGGUGCGGGCUCAGCGGGCCUAGUUACGGCCCGAGAACUCAAACGAGAAGGUCACACUGUCGUUAUAUUCGAACGAGAAAAUCAAUUAGGUGGCACAUGGGUUUACACACCCGACACAGAAUCCGACCCGAUUGGACUCGACCCGAACCGGAAUAUCAUUCAUUCAAGUCUUUAUUCAUCUCUACGUGUUAAUCUACCAAGAGAAGUAAUGGGUUUUCGGGAUUACCCGUUUGUGGUCAAGAAAAGGUCGGGUAGUGACCCGAGAAGGUACCCGGGUCAUAAGGAAGUGUUGGAUUAUUUGAAUGAUUUUGCGGUUGAGUUUGGGGUUAUUGAGGUUGUGAGAUUUGGGAUGGAAGUUGGGUAUGUGGGAAUGUUGGAAAACGGGAAAUGGAAAGUUAGUGCAAGAAAGAGAGGAAAUGAUGAUGUGUUUGAUGAUGAAGUGUAUGAUGCUGUUGUUAUAUGUAAUGGACAUUAUACUGAACCAAGAAUUGCUGAUAUUCCUGGAAUCGAAGUCUGGCCAGGAAAGCAAAUUCACAGCCACAAUUACCGUGAUCCUGAACCUUUUCGAGACCAAGUUGUUGUGCUGAUAGGAGGUGCUGCAAGUGCUACUGAUAUCUCCAGAGAAAUUGCUGAAGUUGCUAAAGAAGUCCACAUUUCUUCUAGAUCAGCUACAAGUGGAGUUCCGAUGAAGCUGCCUGGCUAUGAUAAUAUUUGGCUCCAUAAUAUGAUUGAAGGUGUUGGCAGUGAUGGUGGCGUGAGUUUUCGAGAUGGUUCCAAAGUCCUUGCUGAAAUCAUCCUACACUGCACAGGGUACAAAUAUCAUUUUCCUUUUCUUGAAUCUAAUGGGAUAGUGACUGUGGAUGACAACCGUGUUGGUCCACUUUACAAGCACAUUUUCCCACCAGCCUUUGCUCCAAGUCUUUCAUUUGUUGGGCUGCCUUGGAAGGUUAUACCAUUCUGCUUAUGUGAACUGCAAAGCAAGUGGAUUGCUGGUGUUUUAUCUGGUCGCAUUUCUCUCCCAUCAAAGGAAGAUAUGAAUGCUGAUAUUGAAGCUCUCUACUCAUCCAUGGAAGCUGCUGGCAUUCCAAAGCGGUACACUCACAUUAUGGAUGAUUGUCAGUUUGACUAUGAUGAUUGGUUGGCUGCUGAGUGUGGAUGUACACUCUCUGAAGAAUGGAGAAAGCAAAUGUAUUUUAUCUCAAGAAAGAAUAGAAACUCUCAGCCCGAGACAUAUCGUGACCAGUGGGACGAUGAUGACUUAAUCAUUCAAGCUCAUGAAGACUUCGUAAAAUAUAUUCCUGAACUAGCUCGAGCACAGAAGCUGCCAAGAUGAUUUUUUGUGAACACUGGCAUGUAAUAUGCCUGAAUUUGGUUAUUUUUGUUGUUACAGAAAACAUAUAGUUUAAUAAAUCGAAAAGUAUAGUAACAACUGGAAAUUCCUCAAUUAAUUUCAACUGUAAUUCUGCCAUCAAAUUUAAUGUAAGUUAUCCAGCUUGUAAACAUUUACCACUACUUAUGCUUGUACAUUUAUUCAAUAAGACAGUGAUGAA